AUGAUCGACGCCACAGCAUUGCAUGCUGUGAUACAACACGUCUUGCCCUCCAUCGUGGCGCAUGAAGCGGAGUCAUCAAGCCCUUUCAUCCUCGGCCUUUCGGGUCUCCAGGGAAGCGGCAAGUCGACUUGGGCUUCAGCCCUCACAGACACACUCAACACGCAGUACGGCAUCAACACAAGGACGCUGUCGCUUGAUGACCUUUACCAUGACCAUGACCAGUUGGUAGCGUUACGGGACUCCAACCCGGGAAACGAUCUCCUCCGGACCCGCGGCCAACCCGGCACACACGACGAAGACUUGGCGCGUCGUUUCUUCGACGAUGUCUCCACAACAGCAACGACAGAAUCCUUAGGUGCCGCCGGCUCAGCUGAGCCCAUCAAGUGGCCCGCAUUCGACAAGAGCUUGUACGGAGGUGAAGGCGGUAGGGUCCCCGUCGAGCAGUGGGAGGCCGUGCCCCGAAUCCCACCGCUGAAGGUUAUCAUCUUCGAGGGCUGGUGUGUGGGUUUCCAACCGCUAUCGGAUGAUGCGGUAGAAGCAAAGUGGAGGAGAGCAAAGGAAGGAUCUACGACCAGCAACCCGAGUCGUCCUCAGCUUUCCACAACGACGCUGGCGAACCACAGCCUGGACCAUCUUCUCCUCAUCAACAAGAACCUGCUGCGGUACUGCGAGGCCUUCAUGGGCCCCUGGCGCUUCGACGCGUUCCUCCACCUCAGCACCGACCAGCUGGUCAACGUCUACCACUGGCGCCUGGACCAGGAGAGGGCGCUGCGGGAGAAGAAAGGUGCGGGCAUGACGGACGCGGAGGUUGUGCGGUUCGUCCAAGGCUACAUGCCGGCUUACGAGCUGUAUCUGGAGAGACUGACGCAGGAGCCGUUCUUCCCGCCGCGGGAUGCGCCGAGGAAGCCUCAUGUUCGCAUAAUCUUAGACUCAAAUCGAACAGUCCUGCGCGUCGACAAUGCGUAG
Molecule: messenger RNA, 966 nt
Organism: Colletotrichum destructivum
Lineage: Eukaryota; Fungi; Ascomycota; Sordariomycetes; Glomerellales; Glomerellaceae
Product: Putative P-loop containing nucleoside triphosphate hydrolase
Exons: 1
Coding region: 1-966 (321 amino acids)
Source: RefSeq, a predicted model, not a curated record